Messenger RNA from Pisolithus orientalis, 661 nucleotides. RefSeq lists its product as uncharacterized. Gene Ontology annotation, molecular function: translation initiation factor binding; single-stranded RNA binding; single-stranded DNA binding. The coding region runs from base 50 to 562 and encodes 170 amino acids. Gene Ontology annotation, biological process: positive regulation of translational initiation; positive regulation of nuclear-transcribed mRNA poly(A) tail shortening; transcription initiation at RNA polymerase II promoter. Lineage: Eukaryota; Fungi; Basidiomycota; Agaricomycetes; Boletales; Pisolithaceae. The transcript has 6 exons. Gene Ontology annotation, cellular component: RNA polymerase II, core complex; P-body. The record is from RefSeq and is a predicted model, not a curated record.
GCGCACACCUCGAUCAGGGGACGUCGUGCAAAACAGUUGUAUCUUUGUCAUGUUCUUCAUCAAAGAACUGACCCACACGAUCCUGCUCCACCCGUCCUACUUUGGACCGCGCAUGCUCCAAUUCUUGGAGUCCAAGCUGUACGCCGACGUCGAAGGUACAUGUUCAGGUCAAUAUGGCUACAUCAUCGCUGUUGUUUCGAUCCUGGACAUCGGUAGAGGAAUGGUCAUCAGUGGAAGUGGACAGGCAGAGUUUGUCACACGGUACCGUGCAAUAGUUUUCAAGCCGUUCAAGGGAGAAGUCGUCGAUGGUGUAGUGAAUAACGUGAAUAAGAUGGGUUUCUUUGCCGACGUGGGACCUCUACAAGUCUUCGUAUCACAUCAGCUCAUACAUCCCGACAUGAAAUUCGACCCUAAUUCUAACCCUCCAUCAUUCGCUUCGGAUGACCAGAUCAUCGAGAAAAAUACGCGUGUGCGAUUGAAGAUAGUCGGUACUCGUGUAGACGCCACGGAAAUUUUCGCUAUAGGGACAAUCAAGGAAGACCAUCUGGGCGUGAUCGAUUAGACCAAAAUAGCACGCGUGACUGCUAGUCUGCUAUCACCGUUACCCUCAGCCCUCGCUUGAUAACUUACUCGCACUCCAUGGAGAGCUCUCAUGGUAGUC